GAAGAGGAACCUGAAGCUUUAUGCACCUCAGCAGCCGGAGGAGCCUCGACGACCUGCAGAGAUCCACCACAGUCGGAGGCAGAUCAAGUACAGCAAAGACAAGAUGUGGUACCUGGUGAAAAUGAUUCAAGGCAUGAGCAUCGAUGAGGCCAUCUCCCAGCUGGAGUUCAACGACAAGAAAGGAGCCAGGAUCAUGAAAGAGAUCCUUCUGGAGGCGCAGGAGAUGGCUGUCAAUCAUCACAACGUAGAGUACAGAUCCAACCUGUAUGUAGCUGAGUCCUUCUCCAGCAAAGGCAGGUACCUGAAGCGGAUCCGGUACCACGGCAAAGGCAUGUUCGGCAUCAUGGACAAAGUUUACUGCCACUACUUCGUCAAGCUGGUGGAGGGGUCGCCGCCAAAGACCGAGGAGAAGACGAGCUUUGACCAGGCUAAAGAGUACGUCCAGAGCCUGAAGAACAGAACCAUCAUCCACAGUCUGUAGAUCAUGUGACCGGUCACGUGGACCCUGACUGUUUAUCUGUGUGUGUGUGUGAGAAAGAGACG
Messenger RNA from Limanda limanda (common dab), 543 nucleotides. RefSeq names its product large ribosomal subunit protein uL22m-like. Gene Ontology annotation, cellular component: ribosome; mitochondrial large ribosomal subunit. Lineage: Eukaryota; Metazoa; Chordata; Actinopteri; Pleuronectiformes; Pleuronectidae. Gene Ontology annotation, biological process: ribosome assembly; translation. The transcript has 6 exons. The record is from RefSeq and is a predicted model, not a curated record. Bases 104 to 481 code for a protein of 125 amino acids. Gene Ontology annotation, molecular function: structural constituent of ribosome.